Messenger RNA from Bacillus rossius redtenbacheri, 2334 nucleotides. RefSeq lists its product as uncharacterized. NCBI's taxonomy places the organism in Eukaryota, Metazoa, Arthropoda, Insecta, Phasmatodea, Bacillidae. The record is from RefSeq and is a predicted model, not a curated record. The coding region runs from base 298 to 693 and encodes 131 amino acids. The transcript has 3 exons.
CGGUCAGAAGAACCGUUCUGCCCAUCACUAGUAUGCGGGCGGUCGCGUGACGCCGUGCAAGUGUUAGUGGUGGAGGGAGGGGAUGAGGGGAGGCAAGCGACGCCGCACCGGUACCUCGCACCGCCUCCAGGCAGCAGCACUCUUCCUCCACCGGCGGUUCGCGCGCAGUUGAAGCGUCAUCCUCCCAGCCGGCGCCGACGUGGCAUCGUGAACGCCUCUCGUCUGCUAACGUUCGAGUCUUCCAGCUCAGCUACUUACUGUGCCCGCCAACGAGACGGCGCCGCCGACAGCUCAGCGAUGGCCGUCUACAUCCAGCACAAGGACACGGAGCAGGUGCUGGACGUGAAGGAGUCCGACACGGAGCCCGGCGCGGAGGUCGUCCUCUACACGUACUACGCCACGCCGAACCAGCACUGGAAGUUCCGGGACGGCCUCAUCGUCAGCGAGCUGUCCGGGCUGGCGCUGGACGUGGACGCAGCCAGCGGCAAGCUGGUGACCGCCGCGGAGAGCGGCGCCCCCAGCCAGCGCUGGACGCCGGAGGACGGCGGGCUGCUGCGCAACGGCGACGGCCGCUUCCUGACGGCCGUCUACCCGGAGGCGGAGGACGGAGACGUCUCGCUGGCCGCCUCGCCCGAGCGCUGCGACCAGCCGGCGGCGCAGGAGUUCGCCCUGGUGCCCGCCGAGGCCUCGUAGCCGCCGGCUCGCACGCCUCUCCUCGUAGCGUCGCUCGCCUCUGCUCACCACGUGCCUCUGUCAUUUGUACUCUAUGAUCAUAGAUAGCGAUAACCAUUAAAUAGAGGGGGAUAGUCCAGCCUGAGAUUAGGGAAAUAUGCUGAUCGAGCAUAAGGUCCGGUUCUUGACGAGGGGAGUGAAGCCAAAGGGGAAGAGGGAUUUCAGUGUACUACACGUACCAAUAUGGUGGCCGUUUGUUUACAUAUGUAUCAGCUGUACCUGUAUUGGGUGUUAAAUUGGAUAAAAAUUUCGACUCAUAUCAUUACAUAUGUAUUAUAAAGAUUCGUGCUGGAUUUUUAAUUUACAUAAACAUAUUAACCAGUAAAUAUUUUGAUCUAAUUUUUUUCCGAGCAGUCUUGACUACGGGCGUUAAUAAAAGAAGGCUAGAACAGCUGAUACAAAUGUAAACAAACAUCCACCAAAUUGGUAUUUGAAAAUCAGAAGAAAAGAUUAUGAUCCAUCUGGAUACUUUUCCUAAUCUCGGUAGCCAGGGGGUUGCCACGUCCGCAUGUGUAUAUGGUAACCGGGUGAAGCCGUUUUCUUCCCACAGAAAAUGGUCUGCACCAUGUUAGACGCCCAAAACAUUGUCUGCAGUGUAGUGCUUGCAUUUUGGAUACAGUUAGAAAUAUCUUUAGUUUAUGGAAGUGAUUGUGUUUUAAUGACGGAGAGUCAAAUCCGUACUUACUAACCAUAUCAGACGGGAAAAGCACUAUUUCCGCAAUGUUUUGAGCGGAACAAUAUGUCACCUACGUCACAGUAUGCCAUCUUCUGACAAUUCUUAACUCCUUGGGGAUAGCAACAUCAAGACUCAUCUUUGAUUCCCAGUUUUUUUUAGAUUAUUACUGGUUUGAUGGAAAUUCGCGUUCUUCAAAGCAAAAAGCACAUAUUGAAAGAUUUCAUGAGAUUGUAAAAAAAAAAUUCUGUGUAUAUUGUUACAGUAGUGGGUGCAGAAGCUUGUGAAUGUUUUUGUUGUCUUUUUCCCCGUUUGGAUCUGCCACUUUUAGUAAUUCAUAAAAUUGGCUUCAAUAAUGAACAUCAAUGACUUGACAAGGAAAAAAUCUCUGUAAAAGAAAAUCACUGUCUACGCCAGACAUUACAGUAAAUAUUUUGUUUGUCUAAAUGAAUUAAAAAUUUGAAAUUGUAAAUUAUAAUGAGUUUUUUAUGACCAAAACAUUGUUGAGUUCAAGAUAGAGUUUGCCUAAGACGUGGUAUCAAUUUGUUUUGGACGUGAAACGGAUACAAUGUUAAACAGCAGUUGGAGAAUAUUUAAACUACUAGCUGUAGUCAUGGAAAGAUCAUUUAAAUGUAACUUUCUAAUGUUAUUCGUCCACGAUUAAACUUUAACAAUGUUUCAACAUAACCAAAACAUUUGGACGAAAAUAGUUACCUUGUACGCCUUAGUACCUAAAUAUUUUAAAAGUUGUAUUCGUAAAAUUUUCUUUCACUGCAUGUUUUUAGUUUGUCGCAGAGGUUUGAGGAUGUACAAUUGCAUUUUUAUAGUUCCUUUAGGAAAUGUUUGAUGGAUGAGAAGAAUAAAGAUGUAUAUUUUUGGCAAGUUUAAGUUAUUAAAAAUAAAAUACAUAUAUACACAAUGAUAACAAA